Rotaria sp. Silwood1 is the source of this 693-nucleotide messenger RNA. NCBI's taxonomy places the organism in Eukaryota, Metazoa, Rotifera, Eurotatoria, Philodinida, Philodinidae. The record is from the annotation of a GenBank genome assembly.
AUGGGACUCACAUCAACAACUAAUGUGUCAACGGAUAAUGAUGGUAUUAAUAAUAUUGAUCCUCUUAUCGAACCAUUAAUCGAUGCAGAUGAAUUAAUAGCAACAAUUGACAAUGAUGAAACACUUCAUCGAUUUGAACAAAAAUGUUUAUCAAUUCUCACACUUCAUUCACCUAAAGAAAACCGAAUAACACCACCGUCUGGAGUUAUUAGUCGAUGCACUGGCAUCAUUUAUGCACUUAUUGGUGCAUGUUUUUUCACAUAUUUAACAACAUGUCGGUAUACACAAGUUAUUUGGACAGCUAUAUUAGCGAUGAUUAUUUUUCGUGAACGUAUAUCAAUGUCAAUUAUUUUAGCUAUUAUAUUAACACUAAUCAGUGUUAUACUAGUUACUCCGCCAACAUUUUUAUUUGAUAAUCAUAAAUUAUUAUCAAAUACAAGUAAAAUAAUAAUCGUUAAAUCAAAUCAUACUAAUUUCGAAUCGAAUCACUCUUAUCGUUUACUUGAUCUUUGUCUUGCACUUGGAUGUGCUCUGUCAAUAUUAUUUAUUAUUUUUACUUAUCCUAUUCUUAAUCAUGUAUAUAAUCGUUCUAUUCUAUAUAAAUAUGUUAAUCAUACGAUGUUUACGUGGCAAUUUUUUCUUGCUGCAUCUGUUUCAUCAAUGCAAGUAUUUUCAUCAACAUUAAUACAAUAA